UUAUCGCCUACACUAACACACCCAGACCCAGUUGGUCAUCUCCCACAAAUUCUUCUUCAAAUUCAAUUCAGAAGGGCUCUGCUAUUACUGCAAAUCAUGGGCUGGGCUUGGGUUGGGCACCCUCUCAACAAAGAGAAAGAGAUAUCAUUCAUAUAGUAUCCUAUCCCAUUCCCCAUGGGCGCAUAUUAGCGAGGCCUCCCCCCUCUUCGUUCUUGGUUGUUCAUUCAUUGAUUCAUUCCCACGGCCACCAACCAAACAGCUCUAAAACCUUUGCAUUCAUGUCUGACUGACGCACUGUGAAUUGCCCGUACAACUCAUACGAGCAGAUGAAUCGGCUAUCUUCAGUCCUUAGCUCUCCAACGUUCACGGCACGUGUCGCCCAGUUAAUCGACUCGUGUUAAAACAUCAAUGAGAUCGUCCGUCUCAAUUGAAUUCAUCAAUUGAAUACAGCAUUUAAACCCCGCUCGUUGCCCAACCUCACUUUCUUUGUUCUCUCUCUCUCUCUCUCUCUCUGACUGAAACUGAAGUUGAUACUGGAGCUGUGUAAAAUCCCAGCGCAUCUUAGCUCCCUCCUUUCUCUCUCUCGCACUGAAUCCUCGGUGCAGCUUAGCGUCUGAUUCUCGAGCCCUAAUGGCUCGCCGUCUUGAUCUCCUGGUUCCUCCUCCUCCUCCUCCACCACCACUGCAGAAUAACCCAGGAGGAGCAGUUGCAGAAACCUUUCGUGAUGCUCGUAGUCAUGGUGGCGAUUCUUCGUCGAGUAAUGUGAACCCUAGCGUUCUGAUAAUCUCUCUCAUCAUCACCUUCGUCUUCUUUGCUUCGGUUUCUAUCCAUCUCCUCCUCCGUUUCUGCCGCCGCGCCUCUUCUUCCGACGAGGACGUCGUCGCAUCCGCGGAGCCGCAUCCCGUUCCUCGCGUCUCCAGCCGUCAGGUGUUGCCGGAGUACCAGUCGCUGAUCGACUCUCUCCCUCUCUUCACCUUCGACUCUGUCACGGGAGUACGCAGCUCGUCUCUCGCGGCCGAGUGCGCCGUUUGCCUGUCGAAAUUCGAGCCACACGACCUUCUCCGCUGUUUGCCUCUCUGCUUGCACGCCUUCCACUCUCAGUGCAUCGAUAAGUGGCUGUCCUCAAACCAGACCUGUCCUAUCUGCCGCUCUGCAAUCCAUGUCUCUGAAUCAGAGCUUCUGUCGAAGUUGUCGUCUUUAUCUACCGGUGGCGAUAGUUUCCGGAUUGAGAUUGGGAGUGUUAGCCGGCGGAGAUCACCGACGGGACCACCCAACGAGUCUAGGCGGUCAUACUCGAUGGGAUCGUUUGAUUACGUGGUGGAACAGGAGUGCGAGGUCGUGGUGUCGCCAACACACAGGCGAGGAGCUUCAGAAUGCAUUUUAAGUGGGAAGGAGAAGGAUGGCGGAGGCGGAGGUAGGGACGGAACAGCAGCCGCAGCUCCAGCUCCUCCUCCGAGUACGCCUGCGCCAGAGCCGCCGGGAUCUGAAGUAGCAGCGGAGGUGGCGAGCGGGAGAACUUGGCUGAAAGACUACGUAGACAGAUUAGCUUCUUCAGCAUCGUCAUCAUUUUCCUCGCGCACUCUUUCGUUUCGCCUUUCCGGAAGAUUCUUCACUGGAAGCAGUCGCCGCAGCGAAGUUUUCACGGGAAGCAGUCGCCGCAGCGACGGUGGCGCCGCUGUUUUCGGUGGCGGGAGCUGGGAUUUGGAGGGAAACCGGGUGGGCGAAGAGAUCACUAACUUUUUCCGGUGGUUAUCGGGGGUAUGAUUCGUAAUUUUCAUCUCAAAGUUGGGGCAAUUUUGGAGAGAACAAAAAAUAAUAGAAAUGGCCUCGGAUCAGGCGGUUUUAUUAUAUCUGUACAGGGAGUUAAGUUGGAACCUGAAGCCCGGAGCCUGGAGGUUAGAGCCAACCGCCAAGAAGGAAAGGACAAUAAAGUUCACAGAAAAUGCCCUCGGGUAUGAGACCUCUCCCUUCCUACUACAAUGGAUAUUUCCGUCAUUUCCGUCUAAGAUUCAUGAGCAUUCAAUAAUUUUACGGAAAUACCCCUACAGGACAGAAUUGUAUUUUGGAAUUUUGUAAAAAGUUGCUUGUGAUAAUCAAACGGUUAAGAUUUAAAGUUUGGAAUAUUAGAUGAAUCAUCAGGGAGUUGAAAGUUAAAACCUAAACCAUCAUUGGGCAUUUAAUUGGAGCGAGUGAUAUGUAAGUGAGGGACCGAAAGAGGAGAGAGAGAAAGAGAGAGAAGUGUGGAUGGAUGGAUGGAGAAUGUAUUAAUGGGCGCUCAUUUAUGACAAACCAGCGAUAGCUGGCUUCAUCACGUGACAUUGACGUAGGUGGCAUAACCAUGAUCGCUUGGGGUUUUAUUGAAGUGUUUUUGCUUCCUCCCCCAAAUGGGUGGUCCUGGUCCACAUAGGAGGUCCCUAGCCAUUUGUAUCGAUCCAAGUUAUCAAAUGAAUGCCAGUGAGUCAUUUCUUUU
This is a messenger RNA of Nelumbo nucifera (sacred lotus), 2470 nucleotides long. It is a transcript of the gene ATL4, whose product is annotated as TOXICOS EN LEVADURA 4. The record is from RefSeq and is a predicted model, not a curated record. NCBI's taxonomy places the organism in Eukaryota, Viridiplantae, Streptophyta, Magnoliopsida, Proteales, Nelumbonaceae. Gene Ontology annotation, biological process: protein ubiquitination.